CGGGACGGGGUAUACGCGUAUACGGUACUCUUCACUAUUCGGUGAAAUCUAGCUUCAUGCACCUACAUGUACUUCUAAGGCGCAUCGAUGUUGUACCAAGUGCAUAGGCCUAAUUUACUUUCCUUCAUCAUAAUAUCUUGGCCAGCUGCGAACCACUCAGCUGGGAAAAUUCAAUGUUGAGACAUCAGUACAUGUAUGUAUCUGCCUGACUCUGACAGGAUACUAAUUGCACAACGUGUGACUGCCUUCAUAGAGGAGGAGACAACUUGCAAACACAAUGAGGGCGUAUAGAACUAUCAAGAGGUUGCUUCUUGCAUGUGUAGGGAUAUCCUCCUUGUGGAUCAUAUCAUCUUUAUUAAGUGGAAACGAUGACAGCGGUAUGGAGGAGAAUAUAAUCCAGCAUGCAAAACAACCCAGGGCGAAGGACCCACAAGCAGAUAACGGAGUUGAUGAGAACAAUGACCUUUAUAAAGUUGUGCCUGGGAACAAGCUCACGUUCAUGCAGACAGAUAACUCUGGCCACGAGCUGAGUAACGAUUCUCUUAACAUUCACAAUGAGAGAAAUCAAGAACCUAUCGUGGAUAGUCUUACGUUGUCGCGCGAAAAGCUGAAGCAGUCCAUUCUGACCAUCAACCACGAGCAGAAGGUGUAUAACCAAGACCGCUUUGCUGACCGAUCGCCGGACAGUAUCGUGAUCCUUGUGAUGGUCCAUGACAGGCUGGAGUAUCUUGAGUACCUGAUUCAAUCAUUAGGGAAGGCUGAUGGUAUUAGCGAUGCUUUACUUAUCUUCAGUCAUGAUUACUACUCAGAAGAUAUCAACAGGGUGAUCAGACAAAUCACUUUCUGUCGGGUGAUGCAGAUAUUUUAUCCAUAUUCAUUGCAAGUCUACCAGAACGAGUUCCCUGGCCCGGAUCCCAACGAUUGUCCUAGGGAUAUCACUCGGGACAAAGCACAAAAAAUCAAUUGCAAUAACUGGGAGCAUCCAGACAGCUAUGGUCACUAUAGAGAAGUGAGAUAUGUGAUGACUAAACACCAUUGGUUCUGGAAGCUUCAGCAUGUGUUUUCUGGACUUGAAGCCACCAAGAACCACAAUGGCUUGGUCCUCCUGCUUGAAGAAGAUCACUACAUGGCUCCAGACUUCUAUCCCAUGCUACAGAAGAUGUACCAGUUGAAGAAAGAAAAAUGCCCAGAAUGCGACAUACUAACCCUGGGAUCCUAUGACAAAACGUUUGUUUAUAAAGACAGGAAUGACAAGGUGGACUCUUUAGUUUGGCACUCUGCCAAGCACAACAUGGGAAUGUCAUUAGAUAGAAAGACAUGGGAAGAACUUCAGCCCUGUGUGCCGCAAUUUUGCACGUAUGACGAUUAUAACUGGGACUGGACGAUGAACUACGUGAGCCAUAAGUGUCUCUCUUCCGCGUUGCAGGUCAUGGUCUUUAAAUCUCCAAGAGUCUUUCAUAUCGGAGAAUGUGGCAUUCACCAUAAAGGCAAAGGAAAAUGCAGUGCUGAUGAGCUCGUCAAUAGAAUAGACUCAACAUUGGUUGCUAACAAGGAGAGUCUCUUCCCUGAUAAGCUCAUUUUGAGUCCCAAGACGCGUCCCCUGAAGGCCCGGCUGCCAAAGCCCAACGGGGGCUGGGGUGACGUCCGUGACCACACCCUAUGUAAGACGUACAGGAAAGAAGCUUCAAAAGUAGUAUGAUUAAGGCUGAAAAAAAAGUGUUUAACCCUAUGAUUUUACCAGUAGAUAUUCUGUUUCCAAGUGAAUUUUAAAAAAUGAGGUAUCGAUCUGAAUUGUGUCGGAAGUGAUUUCGUAACCAACAAUAAAAAAUAAAAAAUAAAAAA
This is a messenger RNA of Strongylocentrotus purpuratus (purple sea urchin), 1842 nucleotides long. It is a transcript of the gene mgat2, whose product is annotated as alpha-1,6-mannosyl-glycoprotein 2-beta-N-acetylglucosaminyltransferase. Gene Ontology annotation, biological process: oligosaccharide biosynthetic process; protein N-linked glycosylation. NCBI's taxonomy places the organism in Eukaryota, Metazoa, Echinodermata, Echinoidea, Camarodonta, Strongylocentrotidae. Gene Ontology annotation, molecular function: alpha-1,6-mannosylglycoprotein 2-beta-N-acetylglucosaminyltransferase activity. Gene Ontology annotation, cellular component: Golgi membrane; Golgi stack. The record is from RefSeq and is a predicted model, not a curated record. The coding region runs from base 278 to 1699 and encodes 473 amino acids. The transcript has 9 exons.